CCGAGAGGUUCUUUGUGUGUUAUGAUUCGCAUGCUCAGUACCAGGAAAUAGGAAGUUCAGGUAGGUGGGAUCUAACAUUCUGUUCCUGUGCCUCCUGUCCCUACUUCACAUUACUUAGUUUUCAACAGGCUAUUGCGGAAUAUAUUUUUCAGUGUUGUGUAGUCAGUUUCUGUACCACUCGAAAUCCAAAACGCGAAGAUGUCCUCCGCCGCGGAGUUGAUGCGUGAGGAGAUGCUGCACCAGCAGCGGCAGCAGAACCAGCACUCCAAAUCCGGUAGCUCGACUUCGCACUCAACCUCGAGAAACACCGCUGGCGCAGCUGCCGGCGGCUCUUCUUCCUCUUCCACAGCUAAUGGAAAUAAUCAUGGAGCCGCAGCAUCUUCAUCCACAGCUAUCACCUCCUCUUCCUCCUCCAACAAUAUCGCAAUCUACGUCUUCGACGAAACCACGAACCAGUCCCGAAACUUUCAGUGCAAACAGGAUGUGUUGUUAAAACACAUGAAAUACUUCCGAAGCUACCUAGCUGGUUCCAGCAAAUCUUCCUCCAACACGACCACCCCAGAGGACGACAUUAACGAUGGAACGGGUAGUAUCGCAAGAAAAAACUGCUUCACUGUAAACUUGUAAUGUAGAAAAUGCAUCUGAGAAGUGUUUGUCUUACUACACAUGCAAGACAAUGGAUUCUAUAGCUGUGUUUCCUUUUAGGGAUCUCGCAUGGCAAAUUUUCUCUGUGAUGUAGAACAAACUUGUGAUGCAGAACUUGCAAAGUCCUUACAGUGAAACACUUUUUUCAUACGAUAUGUCGUAGUAAAAAACAACCACCAAACAAGCAGAAGAAAAAAAAGGACCAGCAGGAGCAGCAGGUGGAGAUUUCUGUCCACUGUGACAUCGGCGUUUUCGCCUGGCUGGUUCGGUACAUGAGCAAUCCGGAAUUAAUCGCGAGUACGAAAUUGAACGCAAACAACGUCAUCAGCAUUUUGAUUUCCGCGGAGUUUCUGCAGAUGGAGUUGCUGGUGCGGCAAUGUGUGGAAUUUCUGGUGAACCCAGGAACAAGUGGCGGAGGAGGCGGGGGGAACAAUCCGUAUGCACUGCAAAAGCGUCGCGUCCCUGUUACUUGUAAUAUCGCAUGACAGAUCUGCUUUCUGACCUACAUUUGCAUGGUAAAUUUCACUUGUCUACGGCUUGCAAGAAUUUGUCAUGCGGUUUCCACUAGAACUAGAAGCAAGUAGACCAACAAGCGUAGCCGUAGGAGCAAGACGCAUUCUGCAAUGCAUAAUCCGAAUGCAGCCGGCGCACUCGUUCCCGGAACACAAAACUUUUCGACGUCGCCUACCGGAGGUGGGUCUGUCGCCGAGAGCGCGACUGGGGGAAAAUUUCCGGCUCUGGAUCAGGUAAGUGCGUGAGUUUCCUUCUCACCUUCACCUGAUUCAUUUUCAUGCCACUUUUGCAUCACAAAAUGAGUCUGCUACCUGCAGUACUUCCGCAUGACAUAUUGGAAACAACAUAUACACCCUAUCAGGUCCUGGCCCUUCCAAUCGACCUGAACUGUUUGAAUGAGGAGCUACUGGAUUUCCUUUAUCAAAUGCAAAAAUGUCUGGGUCUGGAAGGUUGCAACUUGUAACGCUGUCUUUGGAACGUAACAAAAAUCUGUAUUGCAUGACCAGCAAGAGGAGCGCAGUUUGUGCUACGUCGCGGAGUGGGCGUUUCUCAUGCGGAAUACGCAUCAGAAGGCCCUUUAAAAAUCUGUGAUGCUAUGUCAUGCAUUACAGGCAUCACGGGUUAUGCAAAAUAUGCAUGACAAACCUGGCAAUCUUCCAGACCCAGACAUUUUUACAUUUGAUAUCCUUUGCGAUAAGCUCAAAGUCGAGGAAUUGGACAAAAUCGUUGAUAACGAAGACAAACUGGUCUACAAACUCUACGACGUUAUGCAUUGCAGAAGUAUCGUACUCGUAUAAAAAUAAAUUGCAGCACUGCAUGACAAAUCCAUUAUACAAUCUCGAAGCAGCAUGACAAAUUUCACUUUCGUUUUGCCGAAAUUUUUGAUGCUGUUUUCACUACUACGAAGAUGCAGAUGCUUUUGCAAUGCAUAGACGUGCAUUUGAAACGGUUGCUGAACAGCAGUCCCGAGCUAUCCAAGAAAAAAACUGUGUUAGUGUAACUUUGUGUUGCAGAAAGUGCAAAGGUGUCACACUUGUCAUGCUGGACAUGCAUCAGAGGCAACUUUCGUACGUGUUUUCACGUACUAGCUGCGCAUGACAGGUUUUCUGUGUCAUGCAGAACAAACUUGUGAUGCUAUUCCUCCAAGAAACUUGCACUUACAGUUACACACUUUUCUUCCUGGAUACGAGCUUUUCCGCUGCGUCUUCUGCCGGGAGCUGUUUUCCCUGGUGAUGCCCGGAGCUGGGGUUAGCAAGGCGAAAAAGCUCCUGCUUGGGGGCGGUGGAGGAGGUAGUAGUGCUGGUUCUUUAGCAAGAAGCAGGAGUCGAGAAAACGAAACAAGGAACGCCGGGGCUGGUACAGCAAGUUCGCCGCAAAGAAGAGGCAGUGCAACUGCCGGUGGUUCCUCAUCUUCCUCGUCCAGCAGCUCGUCUUCUAGUUCGUUGAGAAACAGCACUACUGCCGGAGCAAAAGUCCCGACUCGAUCUCUCAAAGAACUGCAGCUCGCGUCGAGGAAAAUCAUGAAGCAGAAUCAGCAGGAGAAGAAGUUACAACAAGACACUUCCAAACAAGACCACGAGGAGUUCAUGAAAUGCCCGAAGGCAGAAAUUUUCAUCGACUUCAACGGCAAGGUGAUCGCGCAACACGUAAAAGACCGCGAUUUCGACUUCUACGACUACGCGGAGUACGAAAAGCAGAAACGGUUGAAUUCCAGCUCUGAGCAGCAUGGCGGUUCCAGCCUGAAAAAAACGAAGAUGCGGGAUUUGUUCUGGUCGGUCUUCGGAAAGUUGAACUACUUGAAGUGCAAGCACUGCGACAAAACACUCUCUCUGUCUACUUUUGCGGAGGGGUUGAAUUGUUGGUAUCAUCCGUUGAAGCCGGGUCAGAGUCAAACGGCGCUGAGAAGUGGAGGUGACAGCAACGUCGUGUCUUCCACUUCUAGCGAGUCGGAGGACAUUCUGUGUGGUGCGGUAGACGGUACAACUGGGGUAGUACUGGCAACGACAUCUUCUGCGACAAAAAUUGUCGACCCAGUCACCGGCGAAUUGAUCGUUGGACCCAGCUCUACUUCUUCUACGCAAACUGCGGUCCUCCUGAAGGGCAACAGGAUUGUCGACAAUGUGUAUCCUUGUUGUGGCCUACCAGUAGUGAAGUUCAACCCAACCGGAUCCUGAGUAAAAACGUACCCACACCAGAGUUGUCAUGCGACUUUGCCAUGACAGGAACAUUUGUGAUGCGCAACCCCAUGACAGGCAUUUUCAAUCGUGUUUGGGAACUUGUAAUGCUGUAAACAGGAUCAGCAGAUCGAUUUGUGAUGCGGCUUUCCUUGCUAACUUGCACUACCUCACGGACUGAAACUUGUCAUGCGUGACUCACAAAACUCCUAGGUUUGUGUUGCAAAAUCCCCAUCCUGACUCUGGUGUGGGUACGUUUUUACUCAGGAUAAGCCGGAUCUUCGGUGCGGAAACUGAGUAAAGCGAAACAACAGAUGGACCAUUAUGACGGCCGGAACAGCGAUAGUAGCAGCAACAACAACCGCGAGCUCGGGUGCAGAGUUCGGGACCACGAGCCGUUGUCGGUUUACUCGACGACAACAGGCGGCGGCUCUGGCUCGUCUGGGGAGGAGAGCAUGUUCCACCGAGGGAGUUCGGAGCAGGAGAAUUCAGUAGGCGCCGGAGGUGGAGAGGAUCAGGACCAGGAAGUGGAUGAGCAUCAGGCGUUUUUAACAACUGUCUUAUCCUCCUACGGUGGGAUCAUGAACACCUCAACCGAUUGGUGGACGAGGGAUUUGUAUGCAAUGCAAAAGCAUCGUACGAGUAAGUAAAAAUUGCAUUACAAAUUUGCUCAGCAUGAUGACAAAUGCAGUUUGUAAUGCUGUAUUACGUUUGGAGGAAGAUUUGUCACGCAGAUUUGCAAUUAGUACGAGUGCGAUACUUUUGCAGUGCAUAAUUUGAGGCCACGGGGGAUGGCGGAGGAGGAUGAAGAUGCAAUGGUGUUGGAUGAUGAUGAUGUAGACCUCGACCUCUCUAUCCUGUGCAAAAGUAUCGCACUCGUAUUGCAGUCAUGCAUUACAAAUCUUUUGCUUAAGGUAAAUCCGCAUUACAAAUUUUAUUUGUUUCUCAUGCUGGGGAAAUUUGUAAUGCAUUUAUACGAGUGCGAUACUUUUGCAAUGCAUAAUCUCCGCAGCGCAACAGCAACUCCGGGCGUCCUCGGGAAAUUACAGAAAUAAAGGGAUGUAUGGAGCAGGAAGUGUUGGGAGCAGUCAUCAGCACGCGUGGGGAAGCUCGUCGUCAAACCACAUGGGCACGUAUUUGCAGGGGGAGCAACGUAUUGGUUUUAGAUUUGGUUGCUUCAUCUCGAAAUUUCUCAUGCACGUGUCUGUAACGCAUGCUACUCCCAAGUACGACAUCCUGCAUGACAAAUGUACAUCAGUUGUUUCCAUUUCGCGCUAGAACACAAAAAACCCAUUACUAUCAGUCUACCACCCCCGUUGCAGCUUUGACCGAGCGUAUUGUUUCGAGCCACUCCCCGAAUACGCCCCGCCAUUACGCGGGAGCAAGAUGAUAGCAGCGGCAAGUAAGAAACUAGCACAGCAACAGUUCCUAGGUGGUGGUACCAGACACGGCAGCCAGUCCCGGUCCAGGUACCAGCAACAAAUCAUCGGCAACAGCUUCGGAGCACCAAAACGCGGAUCUUCUUCCUCCGCCGGUUACGGGUACUCCUCCACGAUGUCUCUAGUUCACGGUCAACCGCAAUACAACCAAACGACGUUUUUUGAUUUGAAGUUCCCGGGGACAAAUCGGAGACAGCGGGACCAAAGGCUGGACAUGUUGAGGGAGGACGAUAAAAGGCGGCUGGAGAUCAUGAUACGAAAGCAGAGGAACCACCGGAUGCAUGCCAUGCAAAGGAGCAUGAACGCAGCUGCAGCUCUGGCUGCGAAGAGGGGAAAAUUGAACAGAGCCGAGUUGAAUGCUGACCAAGCAAGCGGCGGAACAGGAAUGUUAGCCAACAACAACUCACCGGAUGCUGGGAAUGCGAAAAGGAAGAACAAGAGUGGCACGCUGAAAGCACAAAACCAAAACACGACUCUGCUGAAUAGCAAUUCGUCCAGUAGCGUCGUUGGAAACAACAGCAACAAAACGCGGGCCAGUGGUGUCGCUAGUACCGGAGCAUCAAACGCUAGCAGUGCGAAGCUGCAACAAGGCUAUCGGAAAUCGCGCAUGGUGAUGGGCACUGGGGCGAUUCGGCCGACCAGCGCGGGUGGGUCGGGAACGAUGCGGAGGUGAUAAGCAUUUUUUGCUUUUGCCUUGUCCUCUGAAAGACCACUAUCUUCUUACCAGUACAUGCAGCUCCUUAGAUAGAUUAUGACUGUGAUUCUGUUCUUCAGUUCAGUAUUGAUGAGUUCUUCGUUAUUUACAGCGCCUCGAUGUUCUUGACAGCACGACAUGAUCUCAUGAAAAUGUAUUGGAAAAAUAUUGGGGUAAAACUAAAAU
Amoebophrya sp. A120 is the source of this 5651-nucleotide messenger RNA. Lineage: Eukaryota; Dinophyceae; Syndiniales; Amoebophryaceae. The record is from the annotation of a GenBank genome assembly.